AAAUUGUCACAAUAUUAAUUAAUAAUUGUGAAUGUAAGAGAUCGAAGGGUUGGCUGCGAUUAUUGCGACGAUAGUGUGUUCUUCACACACAUGUGGAGCAAUUUGUGUCGAUGUAGACAGACACAGUAAGAGCGAAUACAACUAGCAGGACAAGUACAUAUUGGCUGACUGGGAAUACUACACAGUAUAGAGUAUACAGUGGUUAGCGGUUGAUGAACGCGCAGAGUAGCUAAUCGAAUUAUCGUUGCUUUGAAGAUCAGAGUCCGUGGAUGAUCGGAUCACGUGGCCAAUGGACGAAUUCCCAGCGAUGCGAAUCACUUCCGUGUGCUCGGACAUGUCAUUCCGUACACACACGUCCAUCUGUAGAUUCGCUCCGUAUAACGCACAAUUACAGACUCAUCUUGUCUCCUCUCUUCUGCAUCCAUUCUAUUCUGCCUCAACUUCAGCUUGUAGUUGAUCGGUACGAGAUGACGAUGGACGUAAGCAAAAGUGAGUCCAAUAAAAUUGGAUCUACUUCUCAAGAUUGCGCUGGAUGUGGAAAAGCUAUUACCGAAAGAUAUUUAUUAAAAGCACUGGACAUGCUUUGGCACGAAGAUUGUUUAAAGUGCGGGUGCUGUAACUGCAGACUCGGAGAACUGGGUUCGACCCUCUACACAAAAGCCAACUUGAUCCUCUGCAAGCGCGAUUAUCUCAGGUUGUUUGGUAACACCGGAUACUGCGCAGCGUGUUCGAAAGACAUACCAGCCUUCGAAAUGGUUAUGAGAGCCAGGACAAAUGUUUAUCAUCUCGAAUGUUUUGCUUGUCAACAAUGUAAUCAUAGAUUCUGCGUGGGUGACCGUUUCUACCUAUGCGAGAAUAAAAUCCUAUGUGAGUACGACUACGAGGAGCGACUAGUCUUCGCGAACAUGGCCUUACACCCACCGCCAACGGCGACAUUGGCGCACAUCAAGCGCCAGGUAACGCAUCUCCAGCCACAGGCUUUGGCACAAGGCAAUACGAGGCAGACAAACGGAGACGCUGGGCAUAACCACAACGGGUACCCGACUCCCGCGACCUCGGCAGCCCAUAACGCUCUAAACCCCAUGAAUAAUUUAAACGGCAUCAACGCACAAGCUACCUACGACACCAAAUGACAAACAAAGUAAAAUACAAGGUUACUAAAAUCGAAUCACAGCCACCCGACCCCUAACAGCUACUCUAGCAGUUAUAUUAAAAAUAACAAUAAUAAUAACGAUCCAUACGUAAGAACAAGAAGAAAACGGAACAUCCGUAUGCUGCCAAAUAAUAAAUCUUGUUUUAUUGCUGAUUCGAUUUUGAUUUCACAUAAAUAAACUAAUAAAUAUAAAUAAAUACUAACAAUAAGCUAAAUUAUAUAAUAGUAGACAUUGAUUAUUUGCCAAUAAAUUGUGAUCGCAGGUAUGGAAGAAGUUUACACAGUUUUAAAAUUUAAUUUUAUUUAAUUUAACAUAACUACACAGUAAAAAACUUUGCGUCA
Messenger RNA from Cotesia glomerata, 1495 nucleotides. RefSeq names its product LIM domain only protein 3-like. NCBI's taxonomy places the organism in Eukaryota, Metazoa, Arthropoda, Insecta, Hymenoptera, Braconidae. Bases 270 to 1133 code for a protein of 287 amino acids. Gene Ontology annotation, cellular component: nucleus. Gene Ontology annotation, biological process: positive regulation of transcription by RNA polymerase II. The record is from RefSeq and is a predicted model, not a curated record. The transcript has 6 exons. Gene Ontology annotation, molecular function: DNA-binding transcription factor binding; transcription coactivator activity.